UUAAUUAGAGAUAAAGAAGCAUGAAUUCCAAAUUAAUUGUUUUUAUCACGUUUCUAGUGAAAUUUUCGCUCAGUGCCAAUGUUUUGAUACUUUCUGGUGUUCCUGCUCCCAGUCACUCUUUAUGGUUCAAACAUUUGGCACAUUCUCUGGCGCUCAAAGGACACAACGUUACGGUCCUAUGUCCCGACAUAGAAAGAAAACCACCGACGAAUGUGUCCUACAUCCAUCUUGAGAACUUGUACUCUGCAUUCUACAAUUCAUCUCAACCUAAUCUACCAUAUUUCUUCCAUCUGCAUGAGUUGAACCCUCUUGUUGUUCUGGAGCAAGUGAACGAAUUUUCUAUCAAAUGUUGCAAGCUGAGUUUGAUUUCGGAAGGAUUCCAUCAGUUACUAAACUAUCCCAAGGAUUACAAGUUCGACGUCGUAAUAGCCGAUUACAUGAAUGGGGGUUGUGUCGCUACAGCCAUAAUGCACAGAUUCCGGAAUCCACCGCUUGUUCCGGCAGUUCCCUACAACACCUUAUCAACUUCGACGCCACUGAUCGGAUCCUUCGUUUACUCUUCAAUGGUACCAAAUUACGUGUUCGAUGUUACCCAGGAAAUGUCUUUUUGGCAAAGAGCGAAAAAUUUUGUCUACGAUUCGUACGACUUAUACCUAAAAAUGAACUACGUCAAUCCUCAGCUGGAUGUUCAUUUGAGAAAAUUGUUCCCAAGAGCGCCCAGCACGAAAGAGCUGUCCAAGCAUGUGAAACUUUUACUGAUCAAUGCAAAUCAUCUCAUCGAAUACCAAGAACCGAUGAUGCCAAGUGUGGUUCCGGUUGGUGGAAUGCAUAUCAAGAAACCAGAUCCCCUUCCUGCAGACCUUCAACAAAUAGUUUCCAACGCAACAAACGGAUUUGUUCUAUUCAGUCUGGGAUCCAACGCCAGAAGUGAGCACUUAGGCCAAGAACGGAUCCGCGCCAUUCUUGUCGCCAUGAAGUCCUUCCCAAAGGUACAAUUCAUAUGGAAGUUUGAAUCCGAUGAAUCAUCGUUACCUAUCCCGCUUCCGGAAAAUGUAUUCAUUAGACCAUGGCUUCCGCAACAAGACCUCCUGGCUCAAUCAAACGCUAGACUGUUCAUCACCCAUAGUGGUCUACUCAGUAUUCAAGAAGCCAUUUGGUACGGAGUUCCGAUCAUAGGAAUUCCUCUGUUUACCGAUCAGUUCCGCAACAUAAACUAUUGCGAAUCAGCUGGAAUAGCGAAAAGGUUAUCUGUUCCAGAUUUGACAAACUCGACUAAAUUUGUCGAAACAAUGCGAGAAACGCUCGAAGUCCCAAGUUAUCUAAACAAAAUGAAACGAUUAUCGAGGAUGUUCCGCGAUCAACCUGAACAUCCAAUGGAUCGAGCUGUUUGGUGGGUAGAGUGGGUCAUCCGGAAUCCCGACGCGAAACUUCAGUCGAAGGCAACCACCAUGGGUUGGCUGCAGAAGUAUCAAUAUGAUGUUCUUUUAAGUUUUAUCCUAGCUUUAGUUGUAGUUUUGUUUGUAAUUGUAGUAAGUAUUCACAGGAUCUACCGAAGUUGUGACCAAGUGUUACAUAAACAAAAAGUUGAUUAG
Messenger RNA from Uranotaenia lowii, 1592 nucleotides. Its product is annotated as UDP-glucosyltransferase 2-like. Bases 21 to 1592 code for a protein of 523 amino acids. NCBI's taxonomy places the organism in Eukaryota, Metazoa, Arthropoda, Insecta, Diptera, Culicidae. The transcript is spliced from 2 exons. The record is from RefSeq and is a predicted model, not a curated record. Gene Ontology annotation, molecular function: UDP-glycosyltransferase activity.